UGAGCAUUCGGAACUUUUCAUGAUGGCGGAAAAUUUUCAUUUUGAUCCAGAUAAGAAUUAUGAUGAAGCAACUCUAGCACAACAGUCUGAAAUUGAAAAGGAGAUUGCUAGGACCCAAGCCUUGAUCAGCAACAGAAUUAGUUUUGAUGAAUUCAGUGCUGAAUAUUCAGAGGAAGAUCAAAUCUACCUUCACAAAGUACAGGAUUUGAAAAAUCGUUUCUCAUGUGUGCGCAAAGUAAGAGGUGAUGGUAACUGUUUCUACCGAGCAUUUGGAUUCCGAUAUUUUGAAACAUUAGUAGAAGACAAAUCAGAUUAUAGCAGAUUUAAAGAAGUAGCUCAAAAGACAAGAGAUAGCUUAGUUCAAUUAGGAUUUCCAGAAUUUACUAUAGAUGAUUUUCAUGAAAAUUUCAUGGAUGUCGUGAACAAAUUGGAGAUGUGUACAGUAGAAGACUUACUACAAACCUUUAAUGACCAGGGGCUGUCAGAUUAUCUGGUGGUAUUCCUCAGGUUGGUUGUUUCUGGUCAUUUGCAAAAGGAAGCUGAUUUUUUCAGUAAUUUCAUCGAAGGAGAAAGAGGAAUUAAAGAGUUCUGCAAUCAGGAGGUUGAGCCGAUGGGUAAAGAAAGUGACCACAUACAGAUAAUAGCCCUGACAUCAGCCCUGGGGGUGCCAGUGAGGGUGGAGUACAUGGAUCGUGGGGAAGGAGACCAGUGUAAUCAUCAUAAUUUUCCGGAAGAUUCUAAGCCAGUGGUUACCCUGCUAUACAGACCAGGACAUUAUGACAUCCUGUACACCUAACAGUGGUGUGUGUGACAGACUUCCAAGUGUUUACAUUUUAUGUCAUUUCUUUUCUGUGAGACACUGAGAAUUUUUCUGUUUAUGGAGUAUAGAUGUGUUUACGUGAGAUAACUUAGAUGUAUUGUAUGGAGAGGAAUUAUGCAAUGUCUUAAAGGGUUGCAUUUGUGAACUUUUCUUACGGCAAAGAAUCUGUCAAGCUUCGUUUAAAAGUCAAUAAUAAUAAAAACAUGAAAAAAAAACCCUUCCC
This is a messenger RNA of Saccostrea echinata, 1043 nucleotides long. RefSeq names its product ubiquitin thioesterase OTUB1-like. The transcript is spliced from 8 exons. Gene Ontology annotation, biological process: protein K48-linked deubiquitination. Bases 20 to 796 code for a protein of 258 amino acids. Gene Ontology annotation, molecular function: cysteine-type deubiquitinase activity; ubiquitin binding. The record is from RefSeq and is a predicted model, not a curated record. NCBI's taxonomy places the organism in Eukaryota, Metazoa, Mollusca, Bivalvia, Ostreida, Ostreidae. Gene Ontology annotation, cellular component: nucleus.